Quercus lobata is the source of this 659-nucleotide messenger RNA. Its product is annotated as nuclear pore complex protein NUP62-like. Gene Ontology annotation, molecular function: structural constituent of nuclear pore; phospholipid binding. Gene Ontology annotation, cellular component: nuclear pore central transport channel; nuclear pore. Gene Ontology annotation, biological process: RNA export from nucleus; protein import into nucleus. The record is from RefSeq and is a predicted model, not a curated record. The transcript has 4 exons. NCBI's taxonomy places the organism in Eukaryota, Viridiplantae, Streptophyta, Magnoliopsida, Fagales, Fagaceae. Bases 119 to 436 code for a protein of 105 amino acids.
UUCAGGUUGAUGGUUUGUGGUUAUAUGUCUGCAGAAGCAUAUUUUUCAGUAAAAAAUUUCUGGAUUCUGGUUGUGUAUAUAUUGCUAUCUCUCUGUCCGUCCCCAUUCUAAUAUAUCAAUGUCAUUUUAUGUUUUUUUGGGUGUGGAAUACAGGUAUGAACAGUCUGAAUUUAUAGAGAAGGAAUUAGAGCAGAUGACAGAACAGAUCAAAUCAAUUAUUCAGACCCCAAAUGCCAACCAGGGAGGAGAACUUGAGGCAGUUGAUGGGAUGACACCUUUAGAUGUAGUUGUCCGGAUUUUAAACAAUCAACCAAGUUCUUUAAUGUGGAUUGAUGAGAAGGCUGAAGAAUUUUCUUCACGUAUUCAGAAAGUUGCCAGCCAAGGUUCUGCUGCAGGUGUUUUUCAACAGCUGAGUUUGGGUACGGAGGACCUAUGAAGAAAAUCUGAAGCCGAAGGCAUUGUGAAGUGAUAAGGUCAUUCACAACUUGCUUGGGUGUUAUUGUGUGAUUGGGUUUUAGGACUUACAUAUGGGACCAUCACAUGAAUUUAAUUAAAGCAAACUUUAAGUUCACCAAUCACAAGGUGAUACUUAAUCACGUUGUAGAUUUCGGUAUCUCUAGACUUUCUCUUACUAUAAACAAUGAAGAAAAAUAAAGAUA